AUGUUGUCAUUCACUACCACCGAAACACCGGACUAUCGUUUCACCAUGGUACUGCACCGGAAUAAUACAUUUUCCUCUAUAACCAGGGUCUUCAAAGAGGUACCUUCACCCAUGUGGAAUUUGAUAUUGGUGCAACACAACAAGGAUGUACGCAAAGGCUCUAAAGUUGAUCCGAAAAAAAUUCUCUAUAAUUCCACUUACAAAGUCUGUGAGUUUUGGCGUUCGGUCAAACGUAUACGAGUUUUUAGCAAUGUCGCCGAAAUGCUCUUCAACAAGGAAGGUAUGGGCAAUUUAAGCUUAAAGUGUCCCCUAGAUGUGGGCACUUAUGUAAUGACAAAUAUUCAUGUACCACCGGAUACGGGCAUUUUGAAAAUCAUGUACUGGCCCAAUACCAUCUACACACUAUUUGGCAAUAUUUAUUCUUUGGAAAAGAAUAAGAAAAUGGUUUUGAAAUGUACUUAUGAAAUAAAUGCAACUGUCAUAAAGUCAUGUUAA
Molecule: messenger RNA, 495 nt
Organism: Lucilia sericata (common green bottle fly)
Lineage: Eukaryota; Metazoa; Arthropoda; Insecta; Diptera; Calliphoridae
Exons: 1
Coding region: 1-495 (164 amino acids)
Source: RefSeq, a predicted model, not a curated record